Molecule: messenger RNA, 9058 nt
Organism: Anguilla anguilla (European eel)
Lineage: Eukaryota; Metazoa; Chordata; Actinopteri; Anguilliformes; Anguillidae
Gene: myo15b
Product: myosin XVB
Exons: 65
Coding region: 88-8529 (2813 amino acids)
Cellular component (GO): cytoskeleton; myosin complex
Molecular function (GO): ATP binding; protein binding; cytoskeletal motor activity
Source: RefSeq, a predicted model, not a curated record
AACGAAGAGCAAAGCGGGGGGCCUAAUAAACAGAAACAGAGCACUGGUCGCCCACAAAAUAUUGGGCUGGUCCUUGGAAAGGUCAAAAUGGCUUCUCUAAGAAGCCAGGCCAGGAAAAAGCAAAUGGAGUCAGAGGAUACAGCAGAGGUAGAACUUGCAGAGGCAGUAACUUCUCGACAAACGGAUAGCCUCAUAGCUCGUCGGAAGGGAAUGAACACUUUGCGACGCGUUUCCGGCUGGAUACAGAAGAAGAUCCCUAAGAGUAUCAACCUUCGGGCAAAAAUAACUGCUGUUUCUCGGGCCAUCAGCAUCUCCAAGUGGCUCACUGCUCAAGCUCUGAAACGGCAGAACAGCACCACAAGCUCCAAGAAAAGCCUCUUCCGUCGAAGGAUGGCUAUGCGUAUUGCUAGUACCACUAGCCUGAAGAAAAAGGCAGAAUUGCCGGAAUCAGAAGCAAAGUUAGCCAAGGAGAUGAAAGCUAAUCCUCAGGAAGACCAGGAGUCUGAGGCACAGGAAGACUCAUCUGAUGAUGACAGUUCAUCAAAAAAGGUCUGCGACAGUCAGAGUGAAGCAGAGGAGAAGAAUCCAGGAGAUGCCAAAUACGCCAUUGUGUUUCCCAGAAUGCACAGAAUCGGCAAGGCCAAAGGAGGUUCACCUGCUUCGACCAUGAGCACCACCAGUGCCACCACAGAGCCAAAGCGCGUACCCCCAAAACCAGGUGCCCGUCUGGUCCUCCCCGUGAAGCCUGACUUGACAGUCCUGAAGUCCGUAAAAAAGAAUAUUACUCAGAAAGAACCUGUCAGGAAUGUUGGCCCAACUGGGAAUGCUGGGGAGAAAGAACCACAAAGGACUGUGGAGAGUAGACAGGCUGUAAUAGAUGAGAAAGAGGGGCUUAGUGUUUUGCAGGCAGCUAAGGGAAAACUAGGUCCCGCACAGUUAAAACUUACCAAACUAAAUAUGCCCAAACCUAUGUCUGGAACUGGAUUGACUUUGGUACAGGGCAACAAUGAGAAUGACAAAGAGAAGCCGGGUGGUAUUGCUGUGGAGGCUGAGGUGAAUGGGCAGAUGCACGUGUCCUCCUUCUAUGAAGAGGAGGCAGACCGGGAGGUGGCGCAGCUGAUGGGAGAGGGUGUUUUGCCCUCAUCGAGGGAGGUGCACUGGGCACAGGGCCGCCCACUGCGCAGUGACCCCAAUGACUGGCUACGAGCAGAAACUCUUCUGCCCCACCAAACUGUGGAAAAGCUUAGCAAGUGGACCGCACCCCAGGAGACUGAACCGAACCCAUACUACCAUGGCAGGGGACCCUGGGAGGCAGAGGAUGCUAGUCAGAACAUGCUGGAGAGCCGGCUCAGCAAAACUCAGGUGCAGAUGCCAGGGAGCACCCAGGCCAUGGAAGUGGACGAGGUGGAGGACCUGUCACAGCUGGAAGAGGUUUGUGAGAGCUCUGUGCUGCUGAACCUAAAGAAGCGAUUCCAUCGAGACUUCAUUUACACCUACAUUGGGAACAUGCUACUGUCAGUCAAUCCCUUCAAGCCCCUCAGUAUCUACACAGAGGAGCUGAGCCUUCAAUACCAGGGGAAGGAGCAUCGGCGGAACCCACCUCAUGUUUAUGCCAUUGCGGACUCUGCCUUCAGCCUGUCACAGAACUCCACCCAGGAGCAGUGCAUUGUCGUUAGUGGACAGAGUGGUUCUGGAAAGACAGAGGCCACCAAACUGAUUGUACAGUACCUGAGCAUCAUGUACCAGGGCAAAGCUGAGAGCCUUCGUCAGCCCAUGGAAGUCUUACCCAUUCUGGAGAGCUUUGGCAAUGCCAAGACCAUCCUCAACAACAACUCCAGUCGGUUUGGCAAAUACCUGCACAUCCACAUUCGUCAUGGUGUUGUUGUGGGGACCUCGCUGUCACAGUACCUCCUUGAGAAAUCGAGAAUUGUCUUUCAGGCCAACGGAGAGAGAAACUACCAUGUCUUCUAUGAGUUGUUGGCUGGGAUGAAUCAAUGGGACAAGCAGGAUCUUUAUCUGCAAGGAGCAGAAACCUACUAUUACCUCAAUCAGGGCGGAGCUUGUGAGCUGGAGGGGAAGUGGGACAAGCAGGAUUUCCUGCUGCUGGUCCAAUGCAUGGAGACAAUUGGUUUGCACCCAGAUCAGCUCUCCACUAUAUGGGCUAUGCUGUCCUCUAUCCUGCAGCUUGGGAAUAUCUGUUUCAGUUCCUAUGAGAGCGAGUCUUUUGAGGUGGCGAGGAUCUUCAGCGAGGCUGAGGCACGGCGUGUGGGCAGUCUGCUGCAGGUGUCUGCGGAGGCUCUACAGACCGUCAUCACACACCGUGUCACGGAGACAACCUAUGAUAGAAUCUACAGCCCCCUGUCUGUGGAAAGUGCCAUAGAAGCAAGGGAUGCCAUUGCCAAGGCCCUAUACACUGUGCUGUUUGAUUGGGUGCUCGACCGCAUUAAUGAGUGGCUGAUCCCCACUGAGAUGGACAGCACUGUGGGCAUUGUGGACAUAUACGGGUUUGAGGACCUGGGGGUAAACAGUUUUGAGCAGCUCUGCAUUAAUUUUGCAAAUGAACAGCUUCAGCAGUUUGUGAACAAGGCAGUUUUGACCCAGGAGCAGGAGGAGUACAGAGCAGAGCAGAUCCAGUGGUACCCCAUGCCUCUCCAGGACUUCAAUUCCUGCGUGGACCUCAUCUCUGCCCGGCCACACGGCAUCCUCCGCAUCCUGGACGACCAGACGUGCCUCCCCCAGGCCACAGACCACACCUUCCUACAGAAGUGCCACUAUCACCAUGGAAACAGCCCCUACUACUCCAAGCCCAAAAUCCCCUUGCCUGUUUUCACAGUGUACCACUAUGCUGGAGCUGUCACAUACCAGGUGCACAAUUUCCUCAACAAGAACCACGAUCAGUUCCGCCCAGAGGUACUGGAGCUCUUUGCUCGAAGUAGACUGAAGAUGGUGUCCAGCAUGUUCCUCAAAGUGCAGGAGCGGUACCAUCAGCAGAAGGAGCUGGGCUUCAGGAGCAGAGGCCCCCGCCCGCAGGCCGCCACCGUCGCCGCCCACUUCCAGCAGUCACUCACUGAGCUGAUCACACGACUGGAGAGGUGUAAAACUACCUUUGUCCGCUGCUUUAAGCCCAACUAUAUGAAGCUGCCGGGUAUAUUUGAUUUGGACUAUAUGAUGUUGCAGCUGAGGCAUGCUGGGAUAUUGGAGACUAUUCACAUCCGGAAGGAAGGAUUCCCUAUUCGCAUUCCUUUCAGCUUAUUUAUGGAGAGGUAUGGUGUUCUCCUGACUCAGCGCCCAGCUGACCAAUCAGAGAAGGAACAGGUUGCCGCCCUGCUGAAUACCAUUCCAGGAUCAGAGGAUGGACAGUACCAGCUAGGGCUUACAAAGGUGUUCCUGAAGGAGGCGCUGUUCCACCAGGUGGAGGACCGCUGGAGCAGCACCCAGACGUGGGCUGCCAUCACCAUCCAACGCAACAUCCGUGGCUUCAUCUGCCGCCGCAACUUCCGUUUCUUCAAGCAGAAGGCCAUCGUUCUCCAGUCGCACAUCCGGGGACACCAGGCACGGAAGUACUACAAGAGGUUGAAGCAGUCCUUCACUCAGUUCUGGGCAACCAUGAUGAUCACCAGAAACACCAUCAAGAGGAAGCAUAAAGCGGAACACAAAGCAAGGAACAGAGUGACUGAGAGCCAGCCCCAGUCCACAGCCCCGUCUCGCACCGCAGGCAUGGAUGUGGGAAUGUUGGAGAUUCCGGCCGAGCUGUCUGUCAGACUGCGGAAUGUGGCAGGGCGGCAGCAAGGCUCAGGUGUCACAGAGGUGGCUCCCCCGCAGGUCAAAGCAGAGCACGACCUCUCCCUGUCCCCUGAUAUCAACCAGUUCCCCUUCUCACAAUAUGCCAAGACAACCUUGAAGGAUGGAUGGUGCCAAGCCCAAGGCUAUCCUCUGAAGAGGCCCCUCACCUCCCUUGACCACGAGGAUGCCCGUAUAGCCUUGGAGAUAUACAAGCUGAUCCUGCGCUUCUCUGGGGACUCUGAGCUUACAGGGUGGCAGGAGCAGGUGCUGGGGAACUACAUUAUGGAAAAGGGGCAGGAGCGGCCCUCCCUCAGGGACGAGAUCCUGGCCCAGCUGGCCUACCACACGUGGGGGCGGGAGAGCGAGGAGGUGGCCUUGAGGGGCUGGAUGCUGAUGGCCAGUUGCCUGAGUGCCUUCACUCCCUCCCCAGGCCUGGACAAGCCGCUGCUCAAGUACGUUUCCGACCAGGGCCCUGGAGAAUACCGAUCCCUCUGUCAACACAAGCUGCUCACUGCCCUGCAGCUCCCUGCCCCUGCCUGCAGGCUCCACCCACCCUCCCAGCUGGAGUGGACAGCCAAUCAGAGAAAGGGGAAGAUGGUACUGGAAGUCAAUACCUUCAACGAUGAGAAGCUAACUGCGGAGGUGGAGUCCUGGACCACUGGGGAACAGCUUGCUUCUUGGCUCCUCAGGUUCAGAGGUCUGCAGGAGGCUCCUCGCGGCUGGUCAGUGUCUCUUCUGGCUGGAGAGGGCUGGAGUGACCUCACUGGCUGUGACUUCGUCAUGGACCUGCUUGCCGGAGUGGAGGCGGAUGUCCCUUACGCACAGUCCCCUGCACCUUCUGGGUACCUCUUUAGCAGCAAUGGGGAAAUGAUGAUGAACGCAGAUCUGGAUGACUUCAUCCCCCCUGCCCCCUCCAUGCAGGCCCCAGGCCUCCCCCCCUCUGCUGGAGCUGCCUGGGACAGCACAUACCCCCCCAUGAUGGGAGGCUCCAGGGGUGGACAGAUUGACGCCUAUGUGGAUGACCUUUUCGACCCUGUGCUGGACCAGGGUCCUCCGGAUAUGGAUCGGAUGGCCAUGCUGAACAGGCGAAUGAGAGGAGGUGGUGGUAUAGGCCCCAUGCAGCCUGGAGUGUACCCAGGAGCAGGAAUGCCAGUUGCCCCUAUGAUGCCCGGUUAUCCUGCCAUGUCCAUGAUGCCAGCAGCAGGCGCUAUGCCUAUGAUGCAGGCCAUGCCACAGAUGAUGAUGCCAGCUGCCAUGCCCCCACCUGCACCAGUCGUGGAUCCCCAGCAGGUGGCAGCACAGCAGCAGGCCUUUAUCAACCAGCAGGCCAUGCUCAUGGCCCAGCAGAUGACCCUCCAGGCCAUGACGCUGUCUCAGCAGCAGCAGCAGGAGCAGAUUCAGAGACAGCAGCAGGAGCAGAUUCGGAGACAGCAGCAGCAGAGUUUCCAACCACUGCAGCAGCAGCCGCCCCCCCCGACACCAGCGCCCCAACCGCCUUCCCCCAGACUGGCCACACCACCUGCUGCCACCAAUCCGCCACCUGCCCCCAAAAGGAUCCCGCCCCCCCCUUCUACCACCAGCCAAGAGGAAAUGGACCCAGAUGAGCUGGAAUCAUUCAGGGAGAAGAGGGAGUUUUUCCAGAGAAUUGGAUCACAGGAUCCCAGUGUGAGGAGACAGGUCAGCCCCAAAGCUCAGAAGCCACAGCCAGCGCCCAUCAACCAGCCUGAGAGGAGCCCCCCAGCAGAGCCACCGAGACCUCCCUCACCAGAGAAGGAAAAAGUGAAUCCCUCACCCCCAGUGAAAGAAAACAGAAACUCUGAACAAAAAGUACCACGCCCAGUUCCUGCUCCUAAACCCGAACCCAGCAGAAAUAUCCGGGAAAUCAUUAAGCAGUACCAGAACCGCCCCGCUGCGGAACCCAAAGCUUUCGAGCCUGUCAGAGUUCCUGUCAAAUCCUUUGUGAAAAAGAAUGACCCUAAAGAGGAGGCCCUGGCCAUUCUGAGGGCAAAGGGCCCAGUUGCACCCAUGCCGAAGCGACAGUACGACCCUCCAGUUCCGCCAAAAAAACAGGCCACCCCACCCGGCAACUCUCGGGGGCCGCGCUCCAUCUCCAACAGCAUGAAGCAGAAGCAGCGGUCGCUGGCUGACCUCUUUGGUUCCAUCCACUCAAAAACCCCGCCCCCUGCUCCUGACUCGAUCCCACCACCCCCACCCAGCAUCCCUGACCAACCACCUGCUUCUGCCCCAGACAAUCUCAGCAGGCUGGCCGAUGAUGAGAGCGUCCGCUCACAGCUUCAUAGGUUCUCAGCCAGUGUGUACUUCUCCUACGCCAGCAUGCCCGGCAAGCUGUUCCUACGCAAAGAGGUCUUCUACCCCAGAGAGAAGUUUAACUACCCGUACAUUCUCAAUUUACUGUGUGAACAGAUUAUGCGGGAUACCUAUUCUGAUACAUGUGUGCGAAUCUCUCGUGAGGAAAGACGCAAAAUGAAGGACCUGUUGGCUGGCUUCCACGUGGGCACCAGUAUCAGCUCAGUGCAGGAUGACUCAAUGAAGAAGAGGAUUGUGAUGGCGGCCCGUGACAACUGGGAAAACUACUUCUCCCGUCUCUUUCCUGUGGUGGGUGGGAGUGGAGAGGAUACUCAGCUACUGGGGGUGUCUCACCGGGGGAUUCGACUUCUGCGAAUAGUCAAGGCAUCGGGCAUCAACCCAAAACACCUCAAGGUGCUACGCAGUUACAGCUAUGCAGAGCUGCUGUCUGUGGAGGAGAGAGGGACAGACAUGGUGGAGUUCUCUCUGAGGAACGAUCAGCUGCAGCUGCAGUCCCCCCGAGCCCCGCAGAUCAUCGCCAUGGUGCGCCUCUUCCUCAGCGAGCUCCUCAAGGAUUCUGAUCACGUGGUAGCGCUGAAAAGCUAUGUGACGGACGACAAGAGCCUUCUGAGCUUCCAGAAGGGUGACAUCAUCAAGCUGCUGCCCAUGGAAGGGUUACAAGCAGGGUGGAAGUUUGGCUCCAUCGGGGGACGCUCAGGCCUGUUCCCCUCAGAGUUCACGCAGCCGGCUGCACCCCCGGACUACCACGGCGCCCACAUGGACCGCCGAGAUGAGCGCAGGAAGAGCAGGAGGACGGAGGCUGCCCCGUCCGGGUCCCAGCUUUCUGCCAACGCUGCCCGACCGGAGCACAGCCCCGAGGGGUCAGCGCUGGGGUCCGACAGCGACGGCCAGCUCUACACCAUGACUGAGUUUGCCAUGAAGUACUUCAGAGAGGCUGUUACCAAACUGGGCUGGAAAGGUUUAAGUGCUGAGGGAAGGAGCAGCUCAGAGAUGGUCCAGUACAUUAAGGUUCCCAUCCAGGAGUCCCUCAUCUAUUACACUGACAAUGAGCUGAAUGAACUGGCUGCACAGUGCUUCACGAAUAUGAUGCGGUUCAUGGGAGACCAGCCCUUGCUCAAGCACCAGUCAGAGGGAGACUGCGUUAACAGUAUCCUACAUCUGGGGAAGGAGAAGGAGAUGCUGAGGGACGAGAUCUACUGCCAGGUCAUCAAGCAGACGACCCUCAACCCGCAGAAAGAAAGUUGCACUCGUGGCUGGCGCUUGCUGAGCUUGGUGACGGGUUUUUUCCCCUGCUCGAGUACCCUAAAGCCGUACGUCUCCCACCACCUUCAGGACAUCAGCAGAGAUCGGGACCACCCCUACCAAGAGCUCUCGCGCUCCUGUGAGGAAAAUCUCAAGCGUUCUCUCAUCCACGGCGGCCGGAGGCACGUCCUCUCCCAAGCAGAGAUGGAAGCCAUUUUGGCUGGCAGAAACUCGAGGCGCCUGCCCAUCAUACUACCUGGGGGAGUGGAGUUUCCCUGCAAGGUCCGCAGCUUCAGUGUGGCACUAGAGGUGGUGAUGGAGCUAUGCACAGAGAUGGGUAUAAAGAAAAUUUCAGAGGUGAAAGAAUUCUCUGUCCAUGCCAACCGGGGUAAAGGUGAGUUGUUGCGCCUAAUCCAUCCAGAUGAGUACCUGUUUGACUUCCUGCUAGACGACAACUCCAUCAACCUCUCCUUCCGACGGGUGAUCUGGAAUCAGCCCCUGCACUUUGACAACGACCUCUACAUUGAGUUCCACUACCAGCAGGUACUGGCUGAUUACCUGGAUGGAAAGAUUUUGCUAACAGAAAAUAGUUCAACUAUUCACCAUCAGAUGGCAAACUUUGCUGCUCUCCAGCACCUGGCCUUGGGACUAAACAAUGCUCCCUCACAAAGUGCAUUGAAGGAGUACCUCCCUCAACCAGACAAGGGCAAUAUAAACCUUCAUCAAAUUCAUUCUGCAACACUUAACCAACUGGCCGCCAUAGGCAACUUCAGCCCUCGUGACGCCAAAACACGGUUUCUUGAAACGGUCAGCUCUCUGCGUUUCUUUGGCUUCAACAUCUUCCAGGCCCAGAAGGUCAGUCAUUAUGACUGCCCUUCACCGUGCAUCAUAGCCGUCAACCACGAGGGCAUCUUCUUCUCGAACCCUAAAACUCAGGAGUUUGUUUUGAAAAUAUCCCUGAUUGACGUGCAGUCUCUUCGCACAAUGAGUCCCAAAAAAGAAAAAGUGCCGGCGGUGGAGAUCAGUCAUGGCCACCCAUCCAACCCAAAAACCAUCACCAUCUAUCUCAAACAGGCCAAGGCACUCUGCCACACCAUUGCAAUGAUCAUGGAUGAGCUGGUGCGGCCCCCAGUCAGCAGCUCCAUAUCCAGUGCCCGUUCACUGACACUCCGCUAAGCGCUGUCCUGUAGCUCUGUUCCUCCAACACCUGCUGCAUGGACUCUCAGCCCAACCCUGCCGGUACUGACCACCCUGUUCACCAAAAAACCUGGCAGGCAAAAGGGAGCUGCAUUGCUAACGAGUGUUGCUAGAUACUGCAGAUGACACACACUACUGUUAAUAAAUACUUAUGUUUCCUAUAUGCUGCUACUGCUAAUGACCUGCUAUCAUUGCUACCUUUGUAAAUUCACACUGCAACAAAUGACAUUUUUUGUUGUUGAUUAUUUAACAAAGAAGUCUUAUGUCGUAGCUCCAAGGCUAUCUUUGACAUCAGUAUAUAACUUUAAAUUGUGAAUGAUCUAAAACAAAUCUAUGAUGCUUGAAAAAAAUGUACACAUUUAUGAGAGGUCAUUAGUACAUUAAACAUGUCCAGCAAUCAAGAAGUUAAUCAUACAGUCUUCAAAUUCAAUUUUAUCUUGUCAAACGAUGGUUUGUGGCACCACAAUUUUGCUAAAUUCAUACCCAAUAAAGUUUGAUGAUAAAUAAU